This is a messenger RNA of Cercopithifilaria johnstoni, 2100 nucleotides long. NCBI's taxonomy places the organism in Eukaryota, Metazoa, Nematoda, Chromadorea, Rhabditida, Onchocercidae. The record is from the annotation of a GenBank genome assembly.
AUGUCGGUAGUUUCAUCUCAUAAUUCGGGUACUAGUGAGGUUAGAAAAUUGUUAUCGCCAUAUGCAGCUCUGGAAGGCUUGUAUGUUUUACAUGACGAACUAGGUUCUGGUGGUUUUGGCAAAGUGCGUCUAGCAACACAUUUGCUAACUUCACAAAAAGUUGCCAUUAAGAUCAUCGAUAAGCUCAAAAUCAAGGAGGACUUACCUCGAAUAAGAACUGAGCUGGACGCGUUGACGCUAUUAUCACAUCAAAAUAUAUGCAGGCUGUAUCAGUGUAUUGACACGCCCUUGAAAUUCUUUAUUGUUAUGGAGUAUUGUAGUGGCGGUGAAAUGUUCGAUUACAUUGUUAAAAAGGAACGGUUGGAAGAAUCCGAAGCGCGUCACUUUUUUCGACAGCUUGUUCAAGCUAUUGCUUAUGUUCACAGCAUGGGAUUUGCCCAUAGAGAUUUAAAGCCUGAAAACCUGUUACUGACUGAGGAUUUGCAAUUGAAACUCAUUGAUUUUGGUCUUUGCGCUAAACCACCACUUGGAUUAUCUCAGUUUCUGCAUACGUGUUGUGGCUCGCCUGCCUAUGCUGCCCCUGAACUUAUUCAGGGAUUACCAUACAAAGGACAUCAAGUUGACAUAUGGUCGAUGGGUGUUCUACUAUACACACUACUUUGUGGCUGCUUACCAUUUGAAGAUGAUAAUGUCCAGAAAUUGUAUGCGAAGAUUGCGACAGGAAAAUAUUACGAACCGAACUAUGUGAGCCCUCUAAGUAGAGACUUGCUGAAGUCUUUGUUGCAAGUUGAUCCUGAGAAGCGCAUCACUAUUUCCAAACUGAUCGUCCAUCCGUGGAUCAAUAAAAAAUACACUCAGACACUGAAAUGGAAAUCUAUAUACGAUAAAAAUGUCGUCGAUGAAGAAGUGAUCAGAGAACUUGCUCUCCACUUUGGGCGAUCAUAUACUCAGAUGGAAACCCUUGUUAAGGAGUGGAAAUUUGACUAUCUAACUGCUACGUAUCGUUUGCUGUUGCAACAGAAAAGACGUGGAAUGAAUUUCGUCUUGCCAGUAUUGAAGCCUCGAGAUGGAAUGGCCAGUCCGCAGCAAAUUAUUUUGGGUUCCCAAACAAUACAUGCUUCACUAGAUGACGAUUUAAAUAAUUCUGGCUUGGACGAAAAUGAUUUAAUGGUAUCAGAAGCAGAUGGAGCUACAUCAAAGGCAAAUUGUACUGGGAAGCUAUUUGAGGGAGACAUUACCAUUUCUCCUGUAGCAACGCAACACGAAAAAAAUUUAUCUUAUGCAUAUGCAAUGUUGAAUAUGCCUUCUAUUCACUCGGGAAGCUCACCCAAGCAACGUGCUGCUUGUGGCAUUCGUCAGGAGAACGACUUUUCUAGUGCCCAAUCAAUUUAUGCUACGCCAGCACGACGUCGAAUGAAGCCUCAAUGUGGUGCUGGUUUUGAUUCGCGUCUUUACUACCAUACAGUCGACAAAGAAAAUUGGCAUCCAUCCACCACAAGAGCGCAUGAUCCGAUAAAGAUUUGCGAUGAACGUCCAAGAAGUAAUCUUUAUGGAACACCGUUGCGAGUCCCAACUUCUUAUGCACCUUUUGCGGAGAUGAGAUCACGAUCUGCGGAGCGCAAUGAAACUUCACCGUAUAUUCCAUGUACUCCCGUAUCGUGCACAGUACACACUCCACGAUCGUCAUCUAAGACACCGCGUCUUCGUCAACGAGUUUUUGCAUCACUGGAACGGCAAGCUGAUAAAAUGAUCAAUUUACUGACGCCGCGCAAAGUUAAAAAUAACCAACCCGAAAUGCUGAAGCAAACUAAGACAAUGGUUAAUGUGUCAAUUACAUCUUCCAAGAAUCCAGAUCGUGUACGUCGCGAACUAAUACGCGUUUUCGCUGAACAAAGCAUUGCAACGGAAAACCAUGGGUGGAAAAUAUCUGGUCGAAGAAAGGAUGAAUUCAAUCGGAUGAUGACCGUAGAAUUGGAGGUGGUUUGGAUUGAAAUGGGUAAUAAGGAGAGAUUAGUAGGUGUUAAGCGAAAACGUCUUAAUGGUGAUGCUUUCCUGUAUAAAAAAGUUUGUGAACAAGUCCUUCAGUUAGCCGGUUUGUAA